Molecule: messenger RNA, 840 nt
Organism: Symbiodinium sp. CCMP2592
Lineage: Eukaryota; Dinophyceae; Suessiales; Symbiodiniaceae
Source: the annotation of a GenBank genome assembly
AUGGCUCGCCGGAGACCCCAAGCCCUUGCUGUAGUCGGGAUCCUCGCAAUCGCGAAGGUGGCCUUCCUGGUGCCGGAUCGCAUCCGAGUGCCUCGGGAUGUUUCACGACGAGGAAGUCCCGAGCUGGAAAAGUCGCAGGAGCUGCUGCACCAGCUGGCUGAUGACAUGGAUGAGUUGGUCAAGAUGCUGCCAGAGGAAGGCGAGGAUGAUGACCAGAUCCUGAGACGAGAGCAGGCGCAACAGGAGACGCCACCGGCCGCCGCCACCUCGCAGGCCUUGGCGACCGGAAGUAUGGAGGUGGGCCAGGUUGUGUCGGGACUUGAUGUCGGUGCCCUGCAGCCCGUGGGUGACAACCAAUACAUCGCCACAGUGGAGCAGAUUCAGGCCAUUGUGAAUGACAAGGUCCAGAAGUACACUGCCGUGAUCAAGAGCUUCGAAAGGUACAUCAAUGAGCUUGAAGAGGAGCUCGAAAAAACCGAAGCAGAGCUUGAGAAGAAGGACCAGACGUUGCAGGAAGAAGCCAGGUUGAGGCAGGAGGCGCAAGCAGAGGUUUUAAAGCUGGCGGACGAGCGGGAGGAGAUGGAAAGGUCUCUCCUCAUGGCCCAGGAGGUGCAAUCGAAAUCCACAGCGAUCAUGGGAGGCCUCAACUCGCAGGCCGAGCGCUUCGCCGGAGAGCUGACUGAGGAGGAAGCGUCAGAUCUGGAGGAGUCACUGAUGAUGGCCCAGGCCAAGAAUGCCCGCGCCACCCGAGAUGCAGAUGAUAGAUUCGGAGAGCUGCAGGAGGUGGGAAGGGGUCUAUUGCCAGGCCUUCUCAUCGUAGCCCUAUUGUUGAUGAUAUAG